AUCGAGUGGGGAGGGCAGGGAUCGAGUGGGGCGGGCAGGGAUCGAGUGGGGGUGGGCAGGUGCUCCGCAGCAGGGAUCCAGUGGGGAUGGGCAGAGGCUCUGGGAUUGGGAUUGACGGGGGAGGGCUGGGAUCGAGUGGGGUGGGUGGGGAUCAAGAGGGGGUGGGCAGGGGAUCCAUAGCAGGGAUCGACUGGGAUGGGCAGGGAUCGGGGGGGCAUGCAGGGGCUUUGCAGCAGAGGUUGGUCGGGGUGAGCAGGGGCUGUGUGUCUGGGUGCUGCGGGGGGGACAGGCCUCUGCUCCGGGACCAAGCAGGGUGGCAGGAUCGUGUGAGGGGAUCGAGUGGGGCUCCAUCCUGCAUCAACAGGAUGGAGCGGGGUUCUGCGGUGUGAGGAAGGGGCACGGGGCCUGGCGGGGCUGAGGCUGUCUCCUGUCACAGGGGGGCUGCCAGCAGGACCUGUUCUGUCCCUCUGGUGGGCUCCCACCAGGCUGACUGGGGACCCUGUGCUUCUGCCCUAGAUGUGCCAAGAGCUGUCAGAGCCUUGAGGAGAACUGGUCACAGCCCCUGGUGUCAGCCCGGAGAUGGGCAGCUACAGGCAGCGUGGUGCCUUACCCCAGUCAGAGCAUGGGCUGACAGACACCCUCCGUGCAGAAUCCUGACUGCGUUAAUGGGUAGGGUGGGAGAUGUUUCUGGAGGAUUGAAAGAUCACUGGUGAGAAAAAUGACAGCAGGCUCUGUCUCAGUUCCUCAGGUCAUACCACUUCGAAUCCCUCUUCCAGGGAAGGCUAAACAUGAAAUCGAUACAAAUACUCUCGUAGAAAUAAAAUCAGAUACACCUGAGGUCUCCAUUUAUUACACAUUAGAUGGAAGUAAGCCAGAACCCAAUAAGAAACCUGGCUAUGGAGAGCACAACACUUUUAAGUAUAAAAGUCCUAUCAUAUUACCAGUUGGGAAAAUCAUGGUCAAGGCACUUGCAGUUACAAAGGACUGCAGGGAGAGCACUGUUGUAACAAAGGUGUUUCUAGUAGAGUACAAGCAACCGAACAUCUUCUCUAUUGAAGACAAUGACAAGAAUUUCCUAAAAGAUGUCACCACACAGGAGAGAGAAGAUGGAUUGUUUACUACAAAGUCAAAGAAAAAUGGAAUGAAUGUGGAAAUCAAGCCUGCCUGGAGUGAAGCACCCCAAGAUUUUCAAGACUUGGAAACAGAAAAAAAGACGUAUCACAAGUCCCUGCAAGGACCACAGCUCCUGACCUGCCAUUUAGAAACAACAGGAUACAGAGAGGAAUCCGUCUCAGCACUACCAACAGAGUCAUUACAGUUUGCUAGUUCUUCUGUGGUGACUAGCCGAAAAAGCUUAGCAAGCACACAGGUGGCAAGAAUCCAGAGGGAGACAAAUUUCCUCAGAUGUGCACACUGUUCUGCACCUCGCCUGUCUGAUCCCUUGGCUCACUUCUGCCAGGAAUGUGGAUCUCCUAUCCCACCUGUGCCAGUACGUCACUUCCCGCCCCCUGAAGGAGCACAGAUGGCACCAUGUCUUGAAUGCAGACAUCUUGUGCCAAUGAAUACACCCACCUGCAUUGUAUGUGAGUCACCAAUAGCUCCACAGCUGCAGCCCCAAACCAACAUCUGCUUGAAGGGCAAAGUAAUUUGUCAGGCAUGCGGCACAGGAAAUCCUCUUCAUCAUAAAUAUUGUGUGACCUGUGAAAGCAAACUGCCUGAAGCACAGAUGCACGUGCUUCGAGGAGAUAGCCCCCCAGCUUAUACCAGCCAGCAGGGAAAGACAGUUUCCUGCUCAAAAUGCAAUCGUGUUAACCAAUGUGAUGCUCGUUUCUGUGACUGGUGUGGAGCCAAGCCUGACCCUCCUCCGUGCUACUUUACUUGUUUCAAGUGUGGUACAAACAACCGUCCAUAUGCUCGGUUCUGUGCGUUCUGUGGUGUUUACGUAGAGCCCCCAUCAAGGGCGAGUUCUCAGAAUGGAGUUCUCUUGGAUGCUGGGGACUCGCUGCGGUUUUCUGAGACUAAACCACCUCAAGCUCAAGUUGCCUGGCAGUCUCUUCCUAUUUCCUUGUCCAAAUCUAGAGUAGAUCUAAAAGAAACAGAAGAUAAAGGAACCCAAACCAUUGGACUUUUUUACCCAUCUAGCAAACUGUUGGAAAAGAAGGAACUUGAGCUGAUUUUACACAAAGAAAAGCUGGAAAAAAUGAGUGAUCGUAAGCCUCUCCUGACAGCCAUCAGUCCUGGAAAAGGUUACUGGAGAAAGCAGCUGGAUCAUGUCUGUGCUCACCUUAGAAGCUACGCCCAGAACAACCUUGAAUUCAGAGCACUGAUUGGAGAACCUCGAAUGGGAAAGAUUACUUCUGCGGCCAUCUGUGAGAACGACUAUCAAGUCACUAUUACGUUAAAUUACACUCUUGCUAGUAACAAGGAUAUUCAUACCAGUAAACCAGCAAAGUUCAAUAAUCAUUACCUAAAUAGUGUAACGGAAGAUGGAGAUGAUCUGGAUGGCAGUCAGACUAGUUUUGGCAAAGAAGAUCACGAUCUUUCACAUUCAAGAGGCAAAAUAAAGAGAACAAAGUCAAGAAUGCUUACAGAAAAAGAAGAUAAGCUCCCUCCAGAGUCCAGACAACUGCUGGACGAACUGGGUCCCCAUGGGAAAGGAAGAAUCACUUUGAUAGAACAGUUGCUCAGCAAAGGCGCUGACCCAAACUGCACCGGCGAAGACGACCGACCUGCUCUGACAGUGGCUGUCCGUAACAGGCAUGCAGAAGCGAUCUCUGUUCUUGUGCAGAAAGGCGCUAACGUUGACCAGCAGUCAGGACUGUACAACAACACCGCUCUCCACGAGGCAGUUCUGCUUGGAUUAGAGGGAAAGGAGUGCGUCCGAGUCCUGCUACGCUGUAAUGCAAGCAUAAAAAAGAAGAAUACAGAAGGGGAAUCAGCAUAUGAUUUGGCUGUUACAGAUGGAAAUAAUGAAGUGAUUUCAUUGUUUGCAAGUAAGCUUGGAGAGGGAAUGUUGGACAAACUUACGAAACCCAGGAACAUUGGUCUCAUCAGUGUUUGAUCGUGACUG
Molecule: messenger RNA, 3070 nt
Organism: Cygnus olor (mute swan)
Lineage: Eukaryota; Metazoa; Chordata; Aves; Anseriformes; Anatidae
Gene: DZANK1
Product: double zinc ribbon and ankyrin repeat domains 1
Exons: 22
Coding region: 719-3061 (780 amino acids)
Biological process (GO): eye photoreceptor cell development
Molecular function (GO): protein binding
Source: RefSeq, a predicted model, not a curated record